AUUCAUUCGCGUUCGUGUUUCGGAGGCACGUGAUACCACAACUUGUACUCCAACCCUGAGGUUGCUCGCGUGGCCGUAGAGAUAUGUCGGUAUUUCAUUUGUUGCCGACGUGACCAUCCGUCAACAACCCGGUCAUAAAGAGCUUGACCUUGAGCAGCGGAAAACAUAUCUCAUACCAACUGCUGCCACUCAACUUGGCUCACCUUCCAAGCUUCCUUCCGUUGAUUAAUACGGCGUCUUCCUUCCUUUCACUAUUCUUCUGGACCCGGCUUACUUAUCCCUUCUGUCUUCUUUCACUCCAAUGCGCACGUCAAGAUCACGAUCCACGACCAUUACGACGCCCACCUAUAAUAAUGAACUGACCGACCAGAACACACCAGCACGUCCAUCCUCGCCUAUGCCCGCGAAACACGACACCACGCUCGAUGCCGUCCUGGACCGUUUCCAGCGGUUGUCCUGCACCACCGAGCCGCGCACCCCUCUCUCACCACUGGGGCCGCCAUUCGUUCUGGACGACCUCGACAUGAAGCCUUUCCACACCCAACGCCUAGGGCAUUGUAACGCACUCGACCUCUCCCCCCAGUCCUCCGUCUCCUCGCGUAGCAGCCUCAGCUCGGCUUCGUCCGUCGGCACGCUCUUCGACGCAUUCGUGCGCACGCAAUCGAGGGUGGUCCGGUGCUUCAACCUACCUCCGGCGCCCCACGCGCUGCUCUCCUCCGUGUUGUUUCAGACGGGCCUGGACCCGGCGACAAUGUGGGUCCUCCGAGUCCCCACAGCCGAUCUCGAUGUCUGGAUGGUAUUUCAAACGCAUGCCGAGGCAUGCGCUGCUCUUUCCCUCUCCUCGUCUCGCAUGUCGGUCGCACCCGCCCUUGAAUCCGAUUUGGAGCCGCUUUCCAUGCUUAAGCGAUUUGAGCUUGGGUCUAAUGCCAUGCCUGCCCAAGUCUAUAUGAGUGGUCCUCAACGCGUGAUUCGGCCCUCGAUGCACGUCCUAGGUGGCAACACAGCGGACCAUCAUGCAGCUAGUGGCGCGUCCACCUCAGCGGAAGAAUACACGAUGUCGAGCAACCCACCCAACCCACGCACCAGUUUCCGCAUGGGGGAUUGGAUAUGUCGCUCACCGAACUGUGCCGCGCAUAAUUUUGGACGUAACGUGGCAUGCAUCGGCUGUGGAUGCGCUCGUUCGACUGCUCCCGGACAUAGCGCCACCGCCCACGAUCACAAUCAGCAUCCAUAUCAUGGGCCUCAGUACACCUCGUCGACUCCUCGCUCGCCACUUUCCCCGCGUUUCGCUGCUGCCUCCAACAUGAGUUUCCAGCCUCCCUACCCGCAGUCGUCCCCCGCUCCCGCCCCCCGCCAAGUCCCAGGCUACAUGCAGCCAGUGCUCCACCUCCCGCUUCCCGCUGCGCUUGCGACUGUCGCGGCGCGCCAAGCGUCCUCUCCGCACCCGCUCCUCACACCGUCCGGGCGGGCGUUCGCCGUCGGGGGUAAGGUUCAGAACGUGUCGACGGACCCGCUUUCGCCGUGCAUCAUGUACUGGCCCGACAACGAGCCCCUUCCGGAGCAAGGGCAAAUUCGCCCGGGGUCUUUGACAGGUAUCACCCAACCACCGAUCCUAAACACUGGCAACAAAGGCCCGAUAUCCCACCAACCGGGAGAUUGGAUUUGUCAGAAGUGCAAUUACUUGAACUGGCGCCGCCGGAAGGUCUGCCAGACUUGUCUGCCAUAUGCAGAAGGAAAUGGAGAUUCGGUAUCGGCCUCAGUUCAGGCUGAACGUAUCGCGCUGUUGACCUCGGCACUCGUCCGAUCCCAAUCUCCGGCGGCGCUUCCUCACCAUGUUGGACGGUCGCAGUCUGCGACGCCGGCCCAGGUCCAGCGUCCAUUUGUGAACGUAUCCCCGCCGCAGCCAAUCAGAGCCCCGGUGCAUCGCUCGCAGUCGCACAUCGAACUCGGAAGUCACUAUAUGCAGACCCACCCGAUCUACCAGACGGCGAUCGCAUCGCCGCAGCGCCAGCCUCGUCUGCCCAGCCCGUUGCAGCGUCAUGCCUUGACAUUCGGCACGGAGGGACUCGAUCUGCAUGCCCCGGCACCGCUUCUGCCGUCUUUCCUUCAAGACAUCGUUCAGUCCCCGACGCUCUCGCCGUCGUCGACAUCGUCUGCGGAUCUCUCGUUGGAAGAGUACGAAGACAGCCUCCCGUCGUCUACCAAGUCGACUUUCUCACAGUCGGGCGCGGAUUCUGUCAACGCCUCGCCGCUUGCCAAUAUCUGGCGUUUGGACGGGGAGGAGAGCCGGUGUCUCAAGACGGGAUUCCUUGGCAGCGCGUCGAGCAGUCGGAACAGCAGCCUUGAGCGGCUUCGUUUGCAUUCAUCUUAAUCGGACUAUCAGCAUCACAUUGACAUUGGAAUCAUUCUGCAUCUUGACCUUCAGCGCGUCGUGGAACGGCCGGAAUUUGUUUUGUGGAUCAACCGGGCCGUGCGAGCAUGCCUGUGGCUUCUGUGGCGGUUUCGCCCUUGCUCCCCCCAAAAAAUGAGCGCGCGCUGCCCACGGUCAUCCACGUUUGGAAUUUUGGAAUUUCUGGUCUGGUAUACCAUUCCCACCUAAUCUACUUGCACACAUCCCCCCAAGCUAAUGCCCCCUGUUGUCCUGACGGCCACAUUCAUACAUAUAUCUUACAUACACAGCAUCUGCGCCACGUCUUGUACUCGAAUCAUGUGUUAAUACCGCCUCAUGUAUCUUAGUCGUUAUCUUGCUGCUCUGAUUGUUUCUCGAGUUUCAGCCACAUUCCGGCACUGCCACGGUCCAAGCGUGAGAUAGCCUGCCACAUAUGGCAAAUAUGGUGGCAUCAUGGCUGCGCUUCCAUUGAUCCCUGAGGUCGAUUGUUGCGAAGAUGAGUACCGUGUAUGAUGUGUAUCGUGUAUACAUGAUGUAGCUGGAUCUGCUGUCUGUCGCUCUAGAUCAAACGUCCACAAGUACAUUCACCUGACACGUCGUAGCGGCUCGAGUUUGGGCUCCGCGCGUCCCGGGGUGCGGGUGUUGCUUCCGCGCAUCUCCCGCUCGGAUGGCCAGGUAGGGUAACUGUCCUUGGCAUCAUAGGGCAGCACGUCGUACCCAGCAUGCUCCAGCCGCGCUUCGUGCUGGUGCGGUUGCGGGUGCAAUCUUGCAGAAGACGACGAGCUCGCUUGCGAUGCACUGCCACUGGGUGGCCAGGACGGGAGUGCGUCCUUGGCGUCGUAUGUCAUCACGGAAUACCCGCCUUGCUCCAAGCCUGACACAUCCCGGCGAGCGGGGGGCCGGUUUGGUAGCGCAUCGAUUGGACAGGGCGGAGUGCUUCUGCUUCGUCCGAACGUCGGGAGGCAGCUGCCCUGCUCGGUCACAGAAGCUGAAUCAGACGCAAGCUCAGGCGGCAGUGGCGCGGUUGGCCUCCGACGCGGGGGAAGAGGCGGGGGAGUCCGCGGAGCAGUCGCCGCCGACGGCGGGAAAUACGACUCGGGUACGGGAACAGUGAGAUAUGCACCCGGGCUGCGGGGAUAUACACUGACUGUGGCCGACGUCUGCGCGCUGAACGUGGGACGAGGGUACACUGUGUUCGUAGACGACGUCGACGCCGACGCCGACCUGUUCGUCAUAAAUGCGGGCGAGAUGCGAUCGCUCCCGUCUUUGCGUCUGCUGCUGGGAUCUACGCCGGCUCCGAGACCCGCAAAACCUGGGUCCGGGGCAUCUUCCGGCGGCGUUCCAUGCGCUGAUUGCGGUCCAACGGGAUCCUCGUAGAAUUUGUCGAACGGCGUGGAUCGCGUGGACGGAUUGCGGUGCGGAUUUUGUGGCUGCGGGCCGACGGGGAUCCCCGAGAAGGAGCGGCGGUACCAGCCCGAGAGAGAUGCCGAGCGCGGACGCUCGUCAUACUGCGAGAUCGGUCGGGAGUUUUGCUGUCCAGAGUUAAGAGGUGCGGCUGUGAAACGCGUUUGCUCUCAUCAGAGACCCGAAUGUCGCUGAAGCUCACGCGGGAGAUCCGUGGGCACACCCCUGAUUCUCGCCAAACCCUGGGCAAUUUGGUGUCUGCCGCGGCCUGCGAUCUCAUCGCUCGACGAGAAUCUGUGGGGCCCAAAAUCGCUUGCGCCGAGCGUUCCACGGAGCGUGUCUGUAAGCCCUUGUCCGAUCUGAACCGCGCCGCGAAUCUUCGUGCUCCAGCUGACAUUGGUCGAGUUACGAGACAACCCGGGAUUGGGACGCGUGAAGGCGUCGCCACCAUCGUUGUACGGUCUGUACAUGAGAGUCUCUGUCUGAGAUGCGAGUGGGUUCAGUGGGGCCUUCCCUUUGAGGUCAUAGGACGCGUCUUGACAUCAUCACCAGAAGGACACGGUCACCUGAUCGAUAUUCAUCACUCUCGAGUAUCCUCCAGUCCUGGUUUCUUUGCAUACUUUACAAACCCGCCGUGUAGAACCGUAGGUACUUAUUUACGCGCAAGACACGAACGCGGUCACGUGAAGCGAUUGAGGAACAGGCAACCAUUGCCAAGGAAGCGUCAACACUACGAAGACCCAUUCUCUUUUCCGAAAUGAGCUUUAGGUAAUCAGGCAAACUUAUGUCCGACCCCGGACGGAUCUCCCAGAA
Molecule: messenger RNA, 4606 nt
Organism: Mycena citricolor
Lineage: Eukaryota; Fungi; Basidiomycota; Agaricomycetes; Agaricales; Mycenaceae
Source: the annotation of a GenBank genome assembly